Molecule: messenger RNA, 1047 nt
Organism: Acanthamoeba castellanii str. Neff
Lineage: Eukaryota; Discosea; Longamoebia; Acanthamoebidae
Exons: 1
Coding region: 1-1047 (348 amino acids)
Source: RefSeq, a predicted model, not a curated record
AUGAACGUGCAGCCGCUGAGCUUCGAGGAGAGAUUCGCCUCUUACGAGAGCCGGCCUCGGAAGACAUCGACUUUUUCUUCCCACUUCUCCACCGAGCCGCAGGAGCUCGAGCCGCUUGGAGAUGGCGUGCCGUUGGCUCGGAAGAAGCACCACCACCAGCUGCACUUCUUCGACGAAGCGCUCGGCGAGGAUGGUGAAGCCUCCUACGACUCCUACGACCUCGACGGAGAGCCCGAGGAGGAAGAAUGGGAGGAUGAGGACGAAGAACCCGUCCUGCCCAAACGGCGCCGCUACCUCAGCGAGGCUGAGUACCAGCGGGAGGCCACCGACUACACGAGGCAGCAACUCAAGCAAUCGGGCCUUUACUACAAGCACGCCUACCACUUCUGGCGUCUGCGAUCGCGCGAUUCGUUCGAUCUCGUCCGGCCGCAUCUCGUGAAGGUCUUGAUCGCGUUCGCCGUGCUAAUCGUUCCCAUCAUGCUCGGGCUCUAUUUGGCCAACGACGGGGCCUCCUUCGGCGCCAAGCCCGACGUCUCCAUGCUCCCCGACCUGGCCCAGAACCACGUCCCGGUAUGUCAUCCCAUCCCUCGAUUCGUCUUUGCGAUGCAAAAUGAGAAGAAGAGAUACUACAAGAGGAUAGGAUUAAUCGCCUAUUCGCUAACCUCUAUGCAGAACAACUACGUCGAACAACAAGAAGCGGCUAGCCGCCGGGGCGGUCUCCUGAACAGACUGCUGCGGAAGGCUGGCUUCGCCGCGAAGCGCGACAAUGAUACGGCCGAGGCGCUGGUGCCGGCGCCUCUGGCCUCGCCCGCGCAGGAUGCAGCCAAGCCUGCUCCCUCGCCCGUGGCCCAACAGCAGGAGGAGCUGAAGGAGAGCGAGACGAUCAACCACGUCGGCGUCUACGAGGAGCCCGGCCUCACUCUCACCUCCAUCCUUCCCUCGAUGCAGGGCAUGAACAUCUUCAGCUUCGCCUACACCGCUGCCAUCGACUUCUUCAGCAAGACCUUCGGCUGGGAGUCCGCUAACGUGACCGCUACGGCAGCCUAG